Molecule: messenger RNA, 3090 nt
Organism: Fusarium poae
Lineage: Eukaryota; Fungi; Ascomycota; Sordariomycetes; Hypocreales; Nectriaceae
Exons: 1
Coding region: 1-3090 (1029 amino acids)
Molecular function (GO): protein binding
Source: RefSeq, a predicted model, not a curated record
AUGAGCAGUACGAAAGAGUGCGGAAGCGCUUUGCGCAAUGGCCACUAUGCUUCUAUUCUGCUCUCAAAAGCAGGCAGUGCCGAGUCUCAACCAGCCCCGAGCUCAACCUCCGGCUCCGUAUCGGACCCAGCCCCGGUUGCCGGGGCUUUGGUUAAGGCUUUCGUUACCCAGUUAAUUUCUUCUGGCUCCGGAUCUGGCCCGGCAUCCGAGACAUCGACAGAUAUCCCACAGGUUCUAUCAGUAGGCCUUGCUGCCUUGAACGCCUUCCUCCAGGUCAAUGUCACUGGUCCUGUGCUCCCCGAGUCGGCUACCCUUAGUUCCUAUUUCACUAAGGAGUGGGCCAGUGCCCAGCCAGACGACACACAAAAGUCCCAUGCUCAUCUUCACAAGGCUUGCCUCAACUAUCUUGAGGUUGAUGGCGUAUCGCCUUAUGCUUACAUCCCUCACUUGGAACUAUUUGCUCUAGCACGUUUCAUCCUUACACAGGAGCUAAAAUCCACCAACGGUAUUGUGAACAUCCUCUCCGAGGAACAGUCCCGCAAAUGCAGUCUUGUUUGGACACGACUUCGAGUUGACGUAUGGCACUACAAGCUCUUGACACAGCCCUCUCUGGGACAUGGCUCCAACUUUGCUCGAAGCUCUCAGUGGAGCGAUGUUCCUUCGCUUGCAACCAAGAUUGUGGGAGGUAUCGAGAGUGUACGAGCCCAAAUCCUAGGAGAGGAUGUUUGGGCCUCAGAUAGCGAUACAUGGAGUCACGAUGACAAGGUUCAAUUCCUUGUUGAAGCAGCCAAUAACUACAUCCUCCUGGGACGUGACGACAAAGCCAAAGAAGCUCUCAAGGAGGCUUCUCAGACAAGCGGCCUCGAGUACGCUCUCUCAGGUGCUCUCGGAAAGAGGACCAAAUUCCAGGAGAACAGCAUCAGCCAGCUAGUUGUUCUGGCUAAGAGCAGCGCCAAGCAACAGAGUGACAGUACGGAAGAGGAAGCCAAGCCUGAUGCUCUCCAACUGAAUGAUGAUACUCUCCAUGAGGAGAUCCAAUUCUCGAAAGAGGAAAACGUAGAGGAUAAGAAAGCCUCUCUUCCUGCGGCGCUAGCUGACCUGUCACCCGACGACCAACCCCAACUCUCACCUCUUGACCAAAUCAUUCUUCUCACAGAAGCUACGCUCAAGGAUGCUUUCUCGCCUAUCGACACCCUGACUUCAGCAGAGGUUCUACCAUAUGCAGUGCGAGUCAUUGGAGACAAGUCAACCAACUGGCAGAUUUAUACUCAUGCCUUGCUUGUCCGUUCUCGAAUCGAGGUCCACCGUAGCCGAACUAUUGAGCGAGGUGUGCUUCAGCUCCAAGCUGUGGCAGACCAGGUUCUGACCGACACAACUGCUGAAGCCCAACAAAAGGCCGAGACAAAGGAGCAGAAUUCCGAGGCGGACGCCCCAGCGAUCCAAAUCACUGCUCCUGAUCAAGCUCCGGCACCUAUUCAAAGCAAGCCAACCUCUUUCCUUCCUGCUCCUAAAGUUUCAGAAUCCGCUCCCGCGCACGUGCGUCUUGAAUACAUUCACGCCAUCUGCUCUCCUCCUCGAUGGCAUCUUGAGUCUGAGCUGGCCUACGCCUGGGCUGGUAUUGGUUCUUUAGCCUCUGCUCUUGAGAUAUUCAAGCGACUCAGGUUAUGGGCUGAAGUAGCACUCUGUCUCGCUAGCGCCGCAGCAUCUGAGGAUGAAGAUGGCCGUGGCAGUGGUGGUGAAGAGAAGGCUAAAGGAAUUAUCAGAUGGAGACUGUUCCACCGCACUGGAGAGAAUUCUCCCACCGAUCCAGAUGAUGAGAACAUCGGUGACGACGUGACCCUUCUCAAGGCUGCAGAUUUUUCCGGACCAGAGCGCGAGCCUUCACCACCCAACGCCCCACGACUCUUCUGUAUUCUGGGUGAUAUAGAGAAUGAUCCUUCUUACUACGAGCGUGCUUGGGAGAUCUCCAAGCAUCGCUUCGCUCGAGCCCAAAAGUCACUUGGUGAAUACUACCUCCAGAACAAGGAAUGGGAGAAGGCCCGCGAGGCAUACAAGAAGGCAACAGCUGUCAACCGUCUUAGCCCCGAGAUGUGGAGCCGUCUUGGAGAUAUCAGCCUGCGCCUUGGACAGUUCCGUAAUGCCGCUGAAGCUUUCAACCGUUCCAUCGGAUCGGCGAGUGAUACAGCUGGAGGCGAGGAUGCUCGAACAUGGAGCAACUUGGGAAGUUCUCUUUGGAGUCUGUACUGCGAAGUUGUUGCUGAGCAAAAGAACAAUCCUACCGCUACUAGGGAACAGUCUGCCCCCGCCCCCGCUGAAGAUGAAGAGGACGACGUCGCUCUUGCCUCCCCAUCCAAACCCUCAGACCGUGACCCGGCCACCCUACUUAGCCAGUCUCUUACGGCUUACAAGCGAGGUGCAUCCAUUAGUCACGAUAACUGGCGAAUCUGGGAUAAUGUACUCACAUUGGCAUCGCGUGUUCAACCGCCUGCUAUAGCAGAUAUGGUUGUUGCGCUCACACACAUCAUCCGCAUUCGAAAAACCGAAGAUGCUCUCGAUGCUGACGUCCUUGGCGCACUGCUUCAAGACGCUGUGCUUUCUGUCGAGAAGACACCAAACACAGGCGUGUACGAUCCACCUCGAGGAACGCCUGAGAGACUGGUAAUGCGCCUAUUUGAGGAGGAGGUGGUACCACUUAUCACAAAGCGAUCAGAGCUGUGGACACUAGUCUCCCGACUUCGUGCCUGGAGAAGAGAUUACGCCGGCUCUAUCGACGCAGCUGAGCGAGCAUGGCGCGCAGUUAUCGGACAAUCAGGCAGUGGUCUUCUGCCCGGCGCAGCAGCCACAACAGAAGAUGAGGCUAGAGACUGGACCGUUGAUGAAGGUGCUUGGACUGUCGUUGUGCAGAGAACUGAUGAGUUGGUGUCAGUGUAUGAAAACUGGGGCCCCUCUGUCGAAACCAUCGGUAGCAAAUGGAAGGGCAAGGCGAGAAGCGCAGUGAGGAGUGUGAUGGGCAAAGGCAAGGAGAGAUGGGAGGGAAGCGAAGGCUGGAAGGUUUUAGAAAACUUGAUGGAAGGGUUGAGGAUUUUAUAA